GUGGGUGGUGGAGCGGGUAUGGUUAUAGAAAUGUAUCCGCCUAGACGGGUGUGGACGGGUGUUAUACCCGCUGCGGGUAGGUGAUGGGUGUAAAUUUUUUUGGCGGGUGCAUGUGUGGGGGUCGUAUCCGCACCGCCCAAUUGCCAAUAAACACUAUGAUCCACUAAAGAACAUUUCCCUCCCGCACAAGACUUUUCUGCAACAUCGAUGGAGUCUUACUACACUCUUCUUCCACGAAAACUUCAGCAUUUCCCCCCUUUUUCUAUCUCAUUUGCUCAAACCCAUAUCAGAAGGUAAGCAAAUUUGGAGCUGGGUUUGUAGCCUCGAAUUAAACUGAGAAAUCAUGAAUUGCUUUUGUUAUGGUUCAUCGUCCCAAAUCAGCAAUGUAAUGGAAAGUAGACAAUCCCAACUUGACAUCAAAGAACCUGACACAGCAGAAAUAUCUAACAAUGACAGUGGUCCACUGACAAAAGUUUUUACUUUGAAAGAGCUAACAGAUGCAGCAAAGAAGUGUAGUCGCAAAUGCCCGAUUGAUGUAGGCAGCUUCGGAAAAGUUUACAGAGGGAAACUCGGAGAAACUGGAGAGGUGACGAUGCUGAGCCUUCUUAAACAUCCAAAUCUGAUCAAUCUUAUAGGAUACUGUGCUGAAGGGAACAGAAGAUUUUUAGUACAUGAAUAUCUGCCUUUGGGAUCCCUAGACCAGCAUCUACACGAUAGAUCAUCCAAGCAAAAGCCGCUCUUAAGUUGGUAUACAAGAAUGAAAAUAGCUCUAGGGACUGCAAAUGCGUUAGAAUAUUUGCACGAUAAAGCCGACCCUCCAGUCAUCUACAGAAACCUGCAGCCCUGCAACAUCUUACUAGACAAUGAUUUUAAUGCUAAGCUCUGUGAUUUCGGGCUAUCUAAGCUUGGAGAUGCUGGUGGUAAGGUCUGUAGGGAUUAUAUUUCUGCAGGAAUAAGGGGAACCGGUGGCUACAUUGCACCAGAAUACGUAAGAACAGGGCUUUUGACUGUGAAGGCAGAUGUAUAUAACUUUGGAGUUGUUUUAUUAGAGUUGGUCACAGGGCGAAGAGCUGUUGACAUCCCAAGUCUAACUACGGAAGAUAAUCUUGUCUCUUGGGCCCAUCGGAUAUUGGAGAAACCAGGGAAGAAGUUUCCAGAGUUAGCUGAUCCGCUCCUGCAGGGGAACUUUCCAGCUCGAGGAUUCCAUUCAACACUUUUGGUGGCAGCCAUGUGUCUACAAUAUGACCUCAGAGCGCGACCAAUAAUGAGUAGUGUUGUCGCUGCCAUCAUGUACAUCUCAUCAGACAAACUUGAUGAAAACAUAGAUUCCCCUCCUCUUUAAGCUCAUAACUUGAUGAAAGGUGCCAAUGAAUUUGACUAAGGAUCAUAGCGUUGAAGAGAACCGAGAACCCUUCAAUUCUGCACCAGUUCAUAUGGACAUCAUCGUUCUGACUGAGUGUAUUGUAAAUAGAAUGCUCUUCAAAGAUCCCCUCUUGUGUAUAACCAAGAUACAUCCUACUGUUUAGAUGAUGUACAGAGCAAGCGCACGUUUGUGAAUAAAAUAACAUGGAAGCUCCACUUCUCAUGCAAUAAACCACACUUCAAUUUGCUGUC
Messenger RNA from Spinacia oleracea (spinach), 1614 nucleotides. RefSeq names its product probable serine/threonine-protein kinase PBL7. The record is from RefSeq and is a predicted model, not a curated record. Gene Ontology annotation, molecular function: protein kinase activity; ATP binding. The transcript has 6 exons. Gene Ontology annotation, biological process: protein phosphorylation. Bases 344 to 1342 code for a protein of 332 amino acids. Lineage: Eukaryota; Viridiplantae; Streptophyta; Magnoliopsida; Caryophyllales; Amaranthaceae.